Molecule: messenger RNA, 1669 nt
Organism: Carassius gibelio (silver crucian carp)
Lineage: Eukaryota; Metazoa; Chordata; Actinopteri; Cypriniformes; Cyprinidae
Exons: 7
Coding region: 105-1187 (360 amino acids)
Source: RefSeq, a predicted model, not a curated record
AAUAAUAAUAAUAAUAGCUAAACAAGAAGAAGACGCAGUGGGUUCUGGUUUACUGAAGAGAAAGAACUCAGCACUGUUUCAAAUUCUACAUUUUUAAAAACCUAAUGAAAAUGAAGCUGCUCUUUAUUUCACCCUUAUUGUUCUGCUGUUUACUCGACCAUGGUGCAUCUGGUGUUGAUAUAGAUGCAGUGUUGUUGAUGGAGGGAGAAUCAGUCACUCUACACACUGGUGUUGAAACAAACCCACAAGACAGAUUCAGAUGGUAUUUCAAUGACACUCGCAUCGCUCAAAUCACUGGAGAUCUCAGGAAGAUCUGUACAGAUGUUCAGUGUAAUAAAGGUACUGAGAGAUUCAGAGACAGACUGAAGCUGGAUCAUCAGACUGGAUCUCUGACCAUCAUGAACAUCACAAACACUGACUCUGGAGAUUAUAAACUAAAGAUCAGCAGUAAAAAGAACAACGAGAGUAUCAAGAGCUUCAUUUUUGCUGUUCAUGGUGUUUUUGCUGCUGAACGAAAUGAAAUGAAGAGAAAGUCAGUGACGGAGGGAGAAUCUGUUGCUUUAGAUCCCUGUGAAGUAAAAAACCCCAAUGAUUUGAUGACAUGGUAUUUUAAUAGCAUGUAUAUGGCCAAAGUCAAUAGAGAUCUCAGUUACAUCUGUACAGACAAUCAGUGUACUGAGAGAUUCAGAGACAGACUGAAGCUGGAUCAUCAGACUGGAUCUCUGACCAUCAUGAACAUCAGAACCACAGACUCUGGACUUUAUCAACUACAGAUCAACAGCAGCAGAUUCAGCAUCACCAGGAGCUUCAGUGUUACUGUCUUUGGUGUUACCGUUACUGGUGGUUCAGAUCCAAGGCCAGCUUCAGCUGCAGAAAUAUGUGCUGCUGUUAUUGGGAGUGUUAUUGUAGGUGCUCUGCUGGUGGCUGGUGUGAUUUACUGCCUCUACAGAAAAUCUACACAAGCUACACAAGAUGGAGCUGCAGAGCCACACAGUGAUCAGCAGAAUGGGAUUCAAAAGCAAGAUGGGAUGGCCUCUGAACCAGUCCUCGGUCGAUCAUUGUCCACUGAUGACGGGACAUCCCCUAAUCACGAUGGUGCUUCAUCAGGGGCUAAUGGGACAUUAGAGUUACAUCAUUUAAAUAAUUCCACUGAAAGGGAACAUAACGAGAAAGAAGAUGAGAAAUGAUAAAGGGGAACUGGAAGAAGAUUGGCUGAAGUUCUCAUCACUCACAGAGAAAUAUUGCCAUGAUACCAGCACUUGAAGUUUAUGUCAUUAUUUAAAUGGCUUUGUUAACUCUAAACGGGUGUUUUUAUUAUUUAUUGAUUUUUAUUGUAUUUUAUCAGGAAUUCUUGAGAAAUGAAUUCAAAGUCCACAAUGAUGUUUGAUCGUUUGGUUAACAAAGUGUGAUUAGAAAGGUGGUUCAAAUCCAGCAAAGUUUUACCCAUGUAUAUCAUCAUUGUGUCGAUCAAACUUUAUAUCUCAGGAACUGAAUUGGUAGUACAGUAACUGCCCUGAAAGACACUGUGGAGAGAAGCAAAUACAAAAUGACAAAUGUGUUUUAUAAUUCAGUUUUUUCAAGGCUAAUUGCAACGUGUAAAAGAAAAAUGUUGUUUUAUACACUAUAAUAGUAUGUGACUUACAAGCUGCUCCUCAAACGGUUUACUGGU